AUGCCAAAGCUCUUCGGGAUGCAGCGCGAAGCUGAACUAUCCCAACCUGUUCUUGGCACCUCCCAGCCCGUAACAGGCACCAAGCGCUCGUUCACCUCGAUGGCAGCGUCCAAUCAACCUGCCAAUAUGCUCGACGCGUUCUCUUCAGAUCGCCCAUUGGACUCGAUCGAGCCGGCCCGCAACUUCACACGCUAUGUCGAUUAUGAUUUUAGCAAGAUGACCGACACGAAGGGUGGCUUCUUGACACAGGAGGAUGAUCCGUUCAAUAAGCAGCUCCACGUGGUAAAUAAGAAAGAGGCGCAGAAACCAGCACAUAUGACCCAGAGGGAGUGGGAACGCCAUCAAAUGCUUCAAUCACUAAGGCGGAAUCGAGAGGGACCAUUCGAGCCAGGCUUGAGUGUUCUCGGUGACAAAAGCAAGCAGAAGACAUGUCGCGAGUGUAGUAGUCUUGAAAUUGACUGGAAAUGGGAGGAAGAGCUGAAGUGUUGCAUUUGCCAUGGCUGCAAGGAGAAGAUCCCGGAGAAAUACAGCUUAUUAACCAAGACUGAAGCCAAGGAAGACUAUCUUCUGACCGACCGUGAGUGUUCGAUUGACAACGUAUGGGAAGGCGCACUUUUGCUAAUCAGCCUGCGCACAGCCGAGCUACGAGACGAAGAACUCCUGCCACGUCUCGAGCGUCCCAAUCCACACAAGUCGACAUGGAACAGCGUGAUGUUAUAUUUACGGUAUCAGAUCGAGGAGUAUGCCUUUUCUGACAAGAAAUGGGGAUCGACAGAGGCCCUGGACGCCGAGUUUGAGCGGCGAGAAAGUGACAAGAAACGGCAACGAGAAGCUAAAUUCAAAACAAAGCUUCAGGACUUGAAGAAGCGCACGCGUGUGGAAGCCUACCGCCGAAAUCGACAGGGAAACUCGGGGGGAGAGUUUGGUGACGAUCUAGCUUCUGGACGAAAACAUGUUCAUCAAUGGGGCCGAUCUGUGGAGAAUCCAGAGACCGGGGUUGGAGUCAAGACAUGUGUAGACUGCGGAAUGGAGGUGGAGGAACUGGGGUUUUAG
Molecule: messenger RNA, 1053 nt
Organism: Penicillium bovifimosum
Lineage: Eukaryota; Fungi; Ascomycota; Eurotiomycetes; Eurotiales; Aspergillaceae
Gene: rad14
Product: DNA repair protein RAD14
Exons: 2
Coding region: 1-1053 (350 amino acids)
Biological process (GO): base-excision repair; nucleotide-excision repair, DNA damage recognition; UV-damage excision repair
Cellular component (GO): nucleotide-excision repair factor 1 complex
Molecular function (GO): damaged DNA binding
Source: RefSeq, a predicted model, not a curated record